GUUGCAACGUAAAGUUAGAACAUUGAAGGCACAGGUAGUUGAGUUGAGAGGGAAUGCAGUCUUUAUGGUGAGAGAAGUGGUUCAGUUGACGAGAGAAGUAAAUGAUAGAGAUUUGCAGAUUUUGGAGAUUAAUCAGGAGUAUCAAAAGAGGAAUAAAGAUUAUGCGUUGUUGGUAAGGGAGAGAAAUGAUUUAAGGGCUGAGGUAAAGACUUUGCAUGAUUUGAUCGAUGAUAUUCCAGUUCCAAUGUAA
Molecule: messenger RNA, 250 nt
Organism: Ambispora leptoticha
Lineage: Eukaryota; Fungi; Glomeromycota; Glomeromycetes; Archaeosporales; Ambisporaceae
Source: the annotation of a GenBank genome assembly